AUGUGGAUGAUUCUAAUACUUUUAGGUGACUUCUUCGAAUGCAAAGGUGGCUGGUGAGAAGAUUCUUUAACAUUAGAGCUAACAGAUAAUAACUACCUGCAGCAUAUUGGAUCAAACAAAUUUAUCGUCCUAGAAUUUUACGCCCCAUGAUGCCACUUUUGCCAGCACAUGUUUCCUGAAUACGAAGCAGUAUGAAAGCACUUUAAAGACCCUCAAAGCAACUGAAAAAGGGACGACCUCGAAAUUUCCCGUGCAAACAUGCAAGUUAACGUCAAAAUGGGGAAUGAUUUCCAAAUCCGAGAAUACCCCACAAUUGGGAUCAUCGCACCUUUUUCUAAUAAAAUUUUCUCGUUUUUUGAUUCAGAAAGGACGAAAAUAAAUUUUAUUAAUUGGAUUGAUAAACAAAUAGAAGAAUAUAGCGAAAAAAAUCAAGGAAUAAAUGAAAAUUUGAGUGAUGUACAUGAUGGAAUAGAGCAGCCUGACGAAGAAAAUCACCAUGAGCAUACAGAAGAAGAGGAAGAAAUUGAGCACGAGAAAGCGGUACAGUAUGAAUUUGUGAUUGAAGACCGAUCUGCUGAGUUUUCUAAUAAAUGGAAAGGAGAAUUCGAAGCAUUAAGAAUUGAAAUUGAGGAGCUUAGAAAGUAUGUAAAAGAACAGACCCAAGAAAUUCUUCUGCUUACGUCCAAUAUAAAAUCUAUAUUAAAAGACCAAACUUUAACCAAUAUUCAGCAUUUUGAGAAUCUAGAAAAACAGGCUGAGGAGCUAGAUUUCAAUAUAAAAAACCGAAAUAAAAUUGAAAGCACACAAACUCGGUUUAAUGUUACACAUAUGAUAGUUUUUCUGUCUCUAGGAGCACUGGUAGGGAUAGGCAUAGGAGUGAUAUCUACCAAAAUGAAAGGGAAAAAGAGUUAUGAGAAAUUUGAUAAUUAG
This is a messenger RNA of Blepharisma stoltei, 930 nucleotides long. The record is from the annotation of a GenBank genome assembly. NCBI's taxonomy places the organism in Eukaryota, Ciliophora, Heterotrichea, Heterotrichida, Blepharismidae.